Molecule: messenger RNA, 1815 nt
Organism: Salvia hispanica
Lineage: Eukaryota; Viridiplantae; Streptophyta; Magnoliopsida; Lamiales; Lamiaceae
Source: RefSeq, a predicted model, not a curated record
UGUUUUCCUCCACCUCACCUCUUCCCUUUCACAUUCUCUGCAAAUCAUCUCCUCCUCUCUCUCUACAUUCAUCAAUCCUGCUCUCUCAACCUUCAUUCACGUUAACCCCCAACACAAACUUCAUCCCCACCCACCUCUGCCAACACACACAACCACACGCACUCUCUUUUCAUGCACUCAAUUUGAUUUCAUAUCCUCGGAAUUUACCAAACGAUGUGACGUCGCCGUCGAUCUCCAAACAGAUUGGUUUCCGAUUCGCAUCCUCUGAUAGCAAUUCAAUAGUUUUUCCUUGAAUUCGGCGGUUGUUGCUUGCUGCUAUGGCUUCUACUGUUCCUGCCAAAUCUCAGCCGCUGCACAAUUUCACGCUGCCGCAUCUGAGAUGGAAUAAGGACCGAAACUCCACCGGCCAACACCAGCGCCGCCGCUCCAUCAAAUCGCCGUCGCGGCGCCCGAAUAUCUCCUCCGCAUCUCCCAUCCGCCAGUCGCCGUUGCGAGAUUCCGUAUCGGCGACUCCGCCUCGGCAUCAGUCCCCUUUAUGCGACUCCACCGCGGCGGCGGCUGUGGUGGUGUCGCCUCGUCAGUCUCCGGUCCACGGGGAUUACUUGGGGAAACGAUCUCCGCUUCGGGAGUGGGGGAAGCACUCGCCAAGCGGCGGUGAUCCGGCGUGGCAUGAAUCGCCUCCUCAAUCCGGAAAAGGCGGCUCUGUUGAGCAUCGGAGACAUCACUCAAUUCAUCCGGCGUUGGAUGGUGCGAGGAACGGUCUCCAUUCAGCAAAUGCAAAUUCAGGGCGAACAAGUCUGAAAUCGGAGCCUAAAUCGAAGGCGAAAGAAGUCGAUGCGGCUGGAAUCAAGAGAUCAAAAAUCCUAAUCAAAAUUCCCUGCAAGAGCAGCAAAACCGAGGACGAAAAUCCACAAGAAGAGGCGGAGAAAAACGAGGAAGACGUUUGCAGCGGUGAAGUGCAACAAGAGGAGAAGGUUGAUGAAGAAACGAAGACAUGGAAUUUAAGGCCUCGGAAGCCUCUGCACAAGUCGCUGAACGUGAGCGGAGGAGGUCCGGCGAUGCAGGAAAGGAGUAAAGCGCCGUCGCCGUUGAGGAAUCUGAACAAUAGAUCGGGGGAUAACGACGGCGGUGGGAAGAAGGAGAAGAGGAAGCUGAGCAUAUCUAUCCCUCUAUCGAAAGACGAGAUCGAGGAGGAUAUAUUUGCGCUGACCGGAUCAAAGCCGGCAAGGAGGCCUAAGAAGAGAGCGAGGAACAUUCAAAAGCAAGUUGAUAUUUGUUUCCCUGGACUAUGGCUGGUAUCAAUAACUGCGGAUUCAUACAAGGUUUCUGAGACUUCUCUGAAGGUACAGCCCUGAUCAUCCAGCCAUGGUUGCUCUGAAUUUUAAAUUUCUGAUCUGGAUGGCGGUGGUCUUCUACACAGGGCUAGAUGCAGUUUCCUAAGCUGCUUCGCUUCCAACCUUUUUUUUUUCUUUUUUUCUUUUUUUUCUUCCUGGGGGAUGGCUUUGAAGGUAUACGGUAACUUGUAUUCUGAGAGGAAGAACUAGCAUUGAUUUAGGGUUUCUUUGUUCUUUUCUUGUUUCCUUUGUUCUUCCCCUCUUCAAGUUGCUGAUCUGGAUAUGGAUGAUAGUUCUUCUAUUUAGCAUUAUGUAAAUAUGGAUUUUUAGAUCUUUUAGAUUUUCUUUUUCAGUUUCAUGACUCAAUUGGUUUUGAUUCAUUUUUUCUUUUAAAUGAAUAAUGACUGAUUUGGGUCUUUCUUUUUUUGUACAUUAAACAGUUGAAAUUCAUGUCUUUUGUUAUGUUGCAGUUCAUGACUCA